Messenger RNA from Halichondria panicea, 578 nucleotides. Its product is annotated as coiled-coil domain-containing protein 28A-like. The transcript is spliced from 2 exons. Lineage: Eukaryota; Metazoa; Porifera; Demospongiae; Suberitida; Halichondriidae. The record is from RefSeq and is a predicted model, not a curated record. Bases 1 to 480 code for a protein of 159 amino acids.
AUGGCGAGUUUGCCAUCAGAUAAUGAUAUCGAAGUGGUCCGUUCUGCUGACUUAAAGCACACCAAGAGCCCCAAGAGUAAGAGCUCAUCACUUAGACAUAAAACAAGGAUACCUUCUGAUGCUUUCAGACAGUCUGAACAAUCUCUAAGGGAGCUUUUGGAGGACUUUGAAAGUGGAAGACUAGAUGCCUUUGGUGAUUCAGAUAUGCUUCAGAAGAUGAACGAGAUUCGUGAGAUGCAAGAGAAGUUAACGCUCAAGCACUUUGAGAUCGACCAGAUGAAGUCCGACCCUGAUGGUAAAGGGGAGGGGAGUGAUGGAUCCCUUAUUGACCUGACACAGGGACUAGAGAAACUAGGAGCUGCCAUUCAAUCUCUGCAUUCAGACAACACAUUGCUGAGAGGACACAAUACAAAGCCUGCAAAGACAGUAUCUCUACAACCUAUUUCUAGUUUUAUCGCUGAAGAAGAUGUACGUGUAUAAUCGAUGAUUCACCAUUUCUUUUUUACUCACUCAUUAUAUAAUUGUCAUGAUCAGCAUUGUAUUAAUGUCAAUUAAAUCAAGCACAAGAUACAUUUAUA